Strongylocentrotus purpuratus (purple sea urchin) is the source of this 1500-nucleotide messenger RNA. Its product is annotated as tyrosine-protein kinase ZAP-70-like. Bases 149 to 1009 code for a protein of 286 amino acids. Gene Ontology annotation, molecular function: protein binding. The transcript is spliced from 4 exons. The record is from RefSeq and is a predicted model, not a curated record. NCBI's taxonomy places the organism in Eukaryota, Metazoa, Echinodermata, Echinoidea, Camarodonta, Strongylocentrotidae.
GUAUGAAGCUGUGUUUACUACUGUCUGUCGAGUGUGUCUACUCAUUCCUAAGGAGAUUCAAGAGCAUUGGUACAUCCUACAUUGUAGAGAAGAGAGACACAGAUGCAAGAAGAUCUGGUGCGACGUAAAGAGUGGUCGAAUUCAGAAUAUGCAGAGGGGUGGGCCAGGAGUACCGCAGAUGUCUGCGAGACCAUCCAUCUUUGAAUAUGCUGAGGCCCUCCCUUUCUUCCAUGGAAGACUUACAAACACUGAGGAGGAUAGAAUAUUCAAGUACUACUUGGAUAAAAGAGGAGCUUUCUUACUGAGGAAGAGUAAUUCGCAGCCAGAUACCCUUGUUGUUUCUAUUGUGGUUGACUGUAAGAACAUCUUCCACAUCAAGGUAGAGCAGAAGCAUGGUAAAAUUUGCAUCCUCCAGAGCGACGCGGUCUUCCCAUCUCUGGCCUAUCUCAUAGAAUACUUCCACAUCAAUCCCUUCCCAGGUACCAAACACAAAGAACUCUAUCUCACCAAAGCCAUCAGUGCUAGCAAGUUCUCCCCAGGACCUGCUGCGGCUCCUCCUCUAGGGGGGCGAGCACCUCCCCUCUCCAGCGAGGAGAAGACGCCUUCCAUUGAUGAACGUCCACCCAUGCCGCUUCCGUCCUCUCAGAAUCCAAUCUACGCGGAGUACCGCCAUCUCUACUCUCGUGUUGAGAAGACGGAAUCGGACCAGCUGGACCUGAUAUUACGGCUUUGCGAGGAAGUGGACAUAGAGCUUCAAAAUGUGGGUCGUUUGAAGUGCUCUUGUGGUCUCUACAUGGAGGAAUCCAAGCUCAUAGACGAUUGGAUGAUGCAUCGGGACACAGAGGGCGAGGCCACCAGAGGCCGCAUCUUUUUCCUCGAUACAAAGACUAACCAAUCAACCUGGAAACUGCCACAAGAAGUAGAGAUGGAAAUCAAAAGAAAUCAUCCUGAAAAAUGGAAGCUGCUUUGUCGGCUGUUGAAAGAACCUAUUGCUAAUUAUGACUUCUAGAUGGGUAAACAAAGAUCAAGCAAGGAUAAGGUCCUUUCAAAAGGCUAUGAACCAAAAGACAAUGAAAUUUUAGGAAUAGUAAAAAAAAUAUCUGGAGAUAGAUCACAGUAGAGGAAGCUUACGGAUCGAUGUCAAAGUGUAGAAGGAAGAAACUAUGGUCCUUAAAGGUUUGGUAUGGUUCUGGGAAGAAUGCAUCAAAGUCGUUACAGAUUUGUCUGUAUUUUGUCACAGUUCUGAUGAGUGUCGUCUAUGAGAUGAAGAAAAUCUGUACUUAAUUUUCCAUGUUUGGCAUCUUGGUAUGACAGAAUUAAUGUAUGCUUUACACACUUCUUCUGUGAAAGCUAUUGUCCUGUACGUCACAUACUACAUCUAAGAUUUCAGUAUAUAUCUGAUCAUGAUUGUAUUAAAGGUAAUACAAAGUUUUGGGAAAUUUUGAAAUUGGGUGGGUAGUGAUGCUUUACAAUUUUGAAAUAUUUGGAUUCCCGUGUGGA